Molecule: messenger RNA, 1958 nt
Organism: Phodopus roborovskii (desert hamster)
Lineage: Eukaryota; Metazoa; Chordata; Mammalia; Rodentia; Cricetidae
Product: contactin-3-like
Biological process (GO): brain development; cell-cell adhesion
Molecular function (GO): cell-cell adhesion mediator activity
Source: RefSeq, a predicted model, not a curated record
AUGGCAAAUCACCAGAAUCCACUCCUGAAUAUUGUCAUUGUCAUUAUUGAGAUUAUUCAGAGAACAGAACCAACCAGAAUAAUUUUGGCCCCUUCUAACAUGGAUGUUGCUGUUGGUGAGAGCGUCAUUUUACCCUGCCAGGUGCAACAUGACCCCCUGUUGGAUAUUAUGUUUGCCUGGUAUUUCAAUGGAGCCCUUACAGACUUUAAGAAAGAUGGAUCCCACUUUGAGAAAGUUGGUGGAAGUUCGUCUGGUGAUUUAAUGAUCAGAAACAUUCAACUGAAACACAGUGGGAAGUAUGUGUGUAUGGUACAGACAGGGGUGGACAGUGUUUCAUCAGCAGCUGAGCUCAUAGUGAGAGGUUCACCUGGACCACCAGAAAAUGUGAAGGUAGAUGAAAUUACAGAUACAACAGCACAGCUCUCUUGGACAGAAGGCACAGACAGCCACAGCCCAGUUAUAUCCUAUGCAGUCCAGGCUAGGACACCUUUCUCCGUGGGCUGGCAAACGGUUACAACAGUACCUGAGGUCAUUGAUGGCAAGACACAUACAGCUACUGUCGUGGAGUUAAACCCAUGGGUAGAAUAUGAAUUUCGGGUAGUAGCCAGUAACAAAAUCGGAGGCGGAGAACCCAGUUUACCCUCAGAAAAAGUAAGGACUGAAGAGGCAGCUCCAGAAGUGGCACCUUCUGAGGUCAGCGGAGGAGGUGGAAGCCGAUCUGAACUAGUAAUAACCUGGGAUCCAGUCCCUGAAGAACUACAGAAUGGUGGAGGUUUUGGGUACGUGGUAGCUUUCCGCCCACUUGGGGUUACCACCUGGAUCCAGACAGUGGUGACAUCCCCAGAUAACCCAAAAUACGUCUUUAGGAAUGAAAGCAUUGUGCCUUUCUCACCAUAUGAAGUUAAAGUGGGUGUUUAUAAUAACAAAGGUGAAGGGCCCUUCAGCCCAGUAACAACGGUGUUCUCUGCAGAGGAAGAACCUACAGUAGCCCCAUCCCAUAUCUCUGCCCAAAGCCUGUCUUCCUCAGAAAUUGAAGUUUCAUGGAACACAAUUCCCUGGAAGUUGAGCAAUGGACAUUUACUUGGCUAUGAGGUGCAGUACUGGAACAAUGGAGAAGAAGAAGAAGAAUCAUCCAGCAAAAUGAAAGUGGCAGGAAAUCAGACAUCAGCUGUGCUCCGGGGCCUGAAGAGCAACCUGGCAUAUUACACAGCAGUCCGGGCUUACAACAGUGCAGGCUCUGGUCCCUUCAGUGCCACAGUUAAUGCAACCACCAAGAAAACUCCUCCCAGUCAGCCACCAGGAAAUGUCAUUUGGAAUGCUACGGACACCAAAGUGUUACUUAAUUGGGAACAAGUAAAAGCAAUGGAGAAUGAAUCAGAGGUAACAGGUUACAAGGUUUUCUAUAGGACUAGCAGUCAAAACAGUGUGCAAGUACUUAACACAAAUAAAACUUCAGCUGAACUUUUGCUGCCAAUCAAAGAAGACUACAUUAUUGAAGUUAAGGCCACUACAGAUGGAGGGGAUGGCACCAGUAGUGAGCAGAUCAGGAUUCCAAGAAUAACCAGUAUGGAUGCAAGAGGAUCCACAUCAGCCAUUUCUAACCUCCACCCUGUGUCAGGUUACAUAUCUGUCCUACUGUUCUUUAUUGUAGAUGCUCUGUGGUGAGAGACAUUUUUUUAUUAUUAUUUACUGGAAAAUUAAUUGGUUACCACAAAAAGUGCUUUCUGAAACAGUGAUUAUGCAUGUUUUUUUUUUCAGCUAUGUGUUUUUAAAUUUCUACUCCAUUAUAGGUAAAUUAUGAAUAUAAUAAAAACAGCAAAUCCUUUUAGAGGAAUCUGAAAUGCCUUAAUAUUUGCUUGGUAAACCAAAGGAAUUUGAAAAUUACAUACUGCAAACUUUUGAUAUAAAUGUUCUAAUGUUAUAGUUUAAUUGCUGCCUACAUGUGAGGCACAUACAAA